Molecule: messenger RNA, 12289 nt
Organism: Leptopilina heterotoma
Lineage: Eukaryota; Metazoa; Arthropoda; Insecta; Hymenoptera; Figitidae
Gene: Hml
Product: hemocytin-like
Exons: 46
Coding region: 90-12155 (4021 amino acids)
Cellular component (GO): extracellular region; extracellular matrix
Molecular function (GO): protein binding; chitin binding
Source: RefSeq, a predicted model, not a curated record
UAUGUAAAUCUCAUUUUAAUUUUGGCGUUGAAUGACUUAUUUGAGAAAUACUGAGAAGAUGACUUAAACAGCUAAUAAGUUUUUUAAACAUGAAUUUCAAGUUUAUCUUUUGCUUUUUUAUUUCGAUCAUUGUAUUUACAACCUCAUCUCUUGGGGACGAUAAUCACUUUGAUGAAGAAAGAGAUGAUGACACAAUUAACGAUGCUCCUUAUUCAAAAGGGGUGAAAGGUGGAGUAAAAGGCGGAGUAAAGGGUUCCAGAAAAAUUCCUUACAAAAAGAAGAUUAAAAUUGGUUGCACUCCGACACCUGAUGCACCAAUUAAUGGCGAUAUUAAUUGUUCCACCAAUGGAUCUUCCGUCCGUGAUUGUCGAGCAACGUGCAAGACAAAUUAUCAAUUUCCGAAUGGAAAAACGGAACUUUUGUUAAUUUGUCAAGAAGAAGAAUGGCAAGUUGAGGCAAAUGAAUGGAAAUCAUUACCACAUUGCGAACCAAUUUGUGUGCCUCAGUGUCAAAAUAAUGGAAUGUGUAUUGCUCCAAAUCAGUGCGAUUGUCCGGAUAAUUUUUCUGGACCUCAGUGUCAGUAUGAAAAUAAACCUUGUUUGAAUUUGCCACCAGCGAUAUUGAAUUCCAAAAAACAAUGCAAUACCAAACGAUGCACCAUCGAAUGCUUGAAAAAUCACACUUUUCCGGACGGAUCUUCAAUUACGAAUCUCGUUUGUAAAGAUGGAAAUUGGCAGCCAACACGAGCCGAUUGGGUUUCUAUUCCUGAUUGUAUUCCCGUUUGUUCUCCGCCUUGCAAAAACGGAGGUAUUUGUCUUUCAAUGAACACAUGUCAGUGUCCACAAAAUUUUCGAGGCUCUCAAUGCCAAUAUCUUGAAGAUACGUGCACUGCUGACAAAUUGGGCUUCAAUGGUGGUUACCAGUGCAGUAGCGAGGAAGAUUCAUAUUCAUGUGUAAUUCACUGUUCACCAGGAGUUGAUUUUGAAUUUCCACCGGCUGUGAAGUACACUUGUAUGUAUGAUAAAGGAAUUUUCGAGCCACAUCCAAUUCCUCAGUGUCUAGAAGAAAAUGGAAUGAAAUUAUUGCCAAUGGACAAAGAAAAAACUCCCGCCUACGAUUUAUUCAAUAAGGGAAAUUCUUCUGGAGUUCAAAAAGGAGCCUAUCAAAAUAUUUACCCUUCAACUUUACAUCAUGACUUUGACAAUACGUUCAAAGGACAAAAGAAACCUCACCACAUUUACGACACGACGGAAAAUAAAGUGACUUUCAUAGAAAAUAAAAGACCAGAGCCAAGAAUGUGCAUCACGUGGAGUGGUAUUCACUAUAAAACGUUUGACGACGAGAUUUUUAGCUUCGAAAGCGAAUGCGCUUAUACAUUAGUGCAAGAGUCGCAAAAUGGACUUUUCACCAUAACAAUGAGAAAUAAUCCUGAAUGUAAAACAUCGUCAGGAUUAUGUCAUCGAAUAAUAAGUAUCUUCAUUCAAGGCAAGGAAUACACAAUUUCACGGAAUAAUCACGGAAUUCCGGAACUUCAAAGUGCGAGGAAAGUACUUCCGAUACCAAUUCAAUUGCCAAAUAUUCGUGCUGACUGGUCGGCUCAUUUUGUCGUCGUUAAUUUAGAUACAAUGGGAAUUAGUCUAAAAUGGGACGGUGAUUUAUUGGUGCAAAUUGAAGCGUCCGAGUCACUUUGGAAUAAAACUGUUGGACUCUGUGGUAAUAUGAAUGGAAAUAUUGACGAUGAUUUGAUAACGAAAGAGGGGACGAGACCGAAAAGUAUCGCCACAUUUGCCAGCAGUUGGAAAAUACAAAAUAUUGGAGAAAUUUGCGACGAAUAUCCAAAUAUCGAUCACUCGUGUGUGUCGAAUGUGAAAUACGAUCAGGAAGCUACGGAAUUCUGCACAAAAUUGUUAUCUGAUCCAAAAUAUCAGGCUUGCUCGAAGGAAAUUGAUUUAAAGGUAUUGCACGUGACGUGUCGUUGGGAUUAUUGUGCUUGCAAAAAUUCUGACAGACGAAAAUGUGCUUGCGAUACAAUGAGCGUUUACGUUCGACAUUGUGCUCAUCGGGGAAUUGUCACUUUACCCGGAUGGAGAAAUAAUGAUACAUGUCCUCUGAAUUGUUCAAACGGAAAAGUGUACAUGUCCUGCGGUCCAAAGACACAUCCAUCGUGUGGCACCGAGUUGACUUCGAAAACAGACGGCGAUUCGGAUUGCGAGGAAGGAUGUUUUUGUCCGAGCGGUUCAGUGUUACAUGAUGGAAAGUGCAUCUCGCCGGAGGAAUGUCCCUGUCGAUUGAAGGGAAAAUUUUUUAAACCCGGUACAAGUAUGGCGAAGGAUUGUAACACUUGUACGUGUUCGUCGGGAAAAUGGAUUUGCACUGAAACGCGAUGCAAAGCGAGAUGUUCGAUAGUUGGCGAUCCGCAUUACACGACUUUCGAUGGAAAGCGAUUUGACUUUAUGGGACAUUGCUCGUAUUAUUUGAUGAAAGGUGCAAAUUACAGUAUCGAAGUGGAAAAUGCAGCUUGUUCCGGCGCUAUUUCCGAAAGCAUGGGAUUUUCAUCGCCAACUUCUGAUUCGCCUGCAUGCACGAAAACAGUGACAAUUCGCAUCAAGAAUAGAGCGAUAAAACUAAAGCAAAAUCGACAAAUUUUAAUCGAUGGGGAGGAUGUGACGAAAUUUCCCACUACAAUAGCCAAUGUGAGGCUUCAAAUUGCCAGCAGUAUUUUUAUAGUUGCACGAUUGCCGAACAAAUUGGAAAUUUGGUGGGAUGGUGUCUCUCGAGUUUAUAUAAAUGCUCCGCCAGAAUUUCACGGACAAACGAAAGGUUUGUGUGGAACAUUCAACUUGAAUCAAAAAGACGAUUUUCUCACUCCUGACGGGGAUGUGGAGCAAACGGUGAUUCCAUUCGGUAAUAAAUGGAAAACAAGUGAAGAAUGUCCGACUGUUAAAAAAGAAUCCAAUCAUCCGUGUGAUGUUAAUCCACAAAAAAGAAGUUCUGCAGAAGCGCAUUGUUCGCAAUUAUUGAAGAAUACCUUCAAAGACUGUCACUGGAGUGUCGAUCCAGAGCCAUUUUACAAGGACUGUUUGUACGAUAUGUGUGCUUGUGAAACGAAUAUCGAAUUGUGCCUUUGUCCGACAUUCUCGGCUUACGCCAAAGAAUGUGCCCACGAAGGAGUGAAAAUUCUAUGGCGCCACGAUAUUGAAGAAUGCCGAAUUCAUUGCUCAGGUGGACAAGAGUAUCAGAUCUGUGGUAACAGCUGCGCCAGGACUUGCGAGGAUAUUUCUUUUAAUCACGAAUGCCGACAAGAGUGCGUGGAAGGUUGCAAUUGUCCCGUUGGUCAAACUUUGGACAACAACGGUGAGUGUAUUCCAAUUGGAGAGUGUCCCUGUUUUCACAUGGGUCUUGAAUUUUCCGCUGGAUAUCGUGAAGUAAGACCUGGAGUCAAGGGUCAGGAUUUAUGCACUUGUGCAGGUGGUGUAUGGAACUGUCAAUUGGCGACUAAGGAAGAAAUCGACGAAUUUCCGGCAGUUGCGGACAUUAAAUUCUCCUGCAGUUCGAAAUUAAAUUUGGAAGUGACGAGUUGUAAACCAUUUGAGUUGAGGACGUGUCGAAAUAUGCACGAAUUCAUUGCGGAAAAUCCAACUAUUUGUAAACCUGGUUGUGUUUGUAAGUCGGGAUACGUUUUAGACGCACCGAGUGGAGUUUGCGUCAAGGAAGAAGAUUGUCCUUGCUAUCACGGAGGACAGAGUUACAGUGAAGGUUCAACAAUGCAAGAAGAGUGCAAUACUUGUAAAUGUGAAACUGGCAAGUGGACAUGUACCGAACGCCUUUGUCCAGGAAUAUGUUCCGUCUGGGGUGACUCGCACUAUAAAACUUUUGACGGAAAAUUAUUCGACUUCCAAGGUGUUUGCGAUUAUGUUCUAGUCAAAGGAAGUUUGAGUAGAGAGGAAGGAUUUGACAUUACAGUUCGUAAUGUUCCUUGCGGAACAACCGGAGUCUCGUGUUCGAAAUCGAUAACUUUAACCGUUGGUCAGGAGUCCGUUACUUUGACGAGAGGAAAGAAAUUACCGAAGACAAAUUCAAAGAGAAUUGCAUUUAGACAAGCGGGUCUUUUUGUAUUUUUGGACGUUCCAGAUUUGGACUUGGUACUUCAGUGGGAUCUAGGAACUCGAGUGUACGUGAGAUUGGAUCCAAAGUGGAAGUCGCGUACAAAAGGUCUGUGUGGCGAUUUCAACGACAAUAGCGAAGACGAUUUUAAAACGCCUUCGGGAGGAGUGUCGGAGGUGUCUGCCAAUCUUUUCGCCGAUUCAUGGAAGAAAAAUAACUAUUGUCCCGAGCCAAAGGACAUUCAUGAUCCUUGUAAAAAAAAUCCCGAGCGACGAGUUUGGGCCAUUCAAAAAUGUGGAGUUUUAAAGUCAUCUCUCUUUAAAAAGUGUCACUCGGAGGUGGAUGUUAAUUCUUAUAUUGAAAAUUGCAUCUACGAUACUUGCGGUUGUGAUUCAGGCGGUGAUUGCGAAUGUCUUUGCACUGCUUUGUCGGCCUACGCUCAAGAAUGUAAUUCGAGAGGAGUUGCUAUAAAAUGGCGAUCACAAAGUUUGUGUCCCAUUCAAUGUGACAAGACUUGCAGUUCUUAUUCGCCGUGUAUUUCAACUUGUCCUCAAGAAACUUGUGAUAAUUUAUUUACACUGAAAGAUUCGUCACAUUUGUGCGGUCAGGAUAAUUGCGUCGAGGGUUGUUUAACGAAACCGUGUGAAAAGGGACACGUUUACGCAAAUGCUAGUUAUUUAGAGUGUGUUCCCAAGGAAGUUUGCAAUCCUAUUUGCUUGGAAAUCGAUGGGGUAACUUAUAAAGAAGGAGAUAAGGUGAAAGGAGACGAGUGUCACACUUGCUUUUGCAGUCGGGGAAAUGUAAUUUGCAAGGGCGAACCUUGCACGACAGUUGCGCCAAAACCAACAAUUCCAAACGAGGAGUCACGAAAAUGUACUGACGGAUGGACACCGUGGCUAAAUAGAGAUGUUCCUAUCAAGGGGAGAAAAGUUUUUGACAUUGAACCAUUGCCAUCGUCAAUUGAACUGCUCCAGUUGUCUUCAGUCGUCUGUUCUCCGGAGGAAAUGGUCGAUAUUAAGUGUCGAACUGUUGGAUCGCACAAAACUCCAAAAGAAACAGGAUUAGACGUCGAGUGCAGUUUGGAAAGGGGACUUUACUGUCGGUCCAAGCCAACUGAACCUCCUUGUGCAGAUUUUGAAAUUAGCGUUUUGUGCCGUUGUAAUCAAGAAACGACGCAAUUUGUAACGACGACGACGACGACUCAGAUAUCAACAACGUGUGAUGUUAAUCGACCAAAUCAAAUACAUCCAACCGAUUGUCAUUUAUUCUACCAGUGCGUUCCUCAAGUAGAUGGAACGAAAUUAGUAGAAAAAACUUGUGGUCCCAAUAUGUUUUACAAUCCUCAAACUCAAAUUUGCGAUUGGCCAAAGAGUGUUCUUCUAAUAAGACCCGAAUGCUCCUUUAACGUAACAACGGAAAAGAUUUUCGUUAAAGAAACUAUUGCAACUGUCGGUUAUGAAAUAUGUAAACCAGGUGAAUUUUGGAAUAAAUGCGCUGUACAGUGUUCGAAGACUUGCGAUUAUUAUAGACAUUCUCUGGAAAAGGAUGGAAUUUGUAAUGAUGUUUCCGAUUGUAUACCAGGUUGCACACCGAUUGAUGAACCGCUGUGUCCAGCAAAUAAAUUCUGGCGUGAUAAAACUACUUGUGUGAGUAUUUCCGAUUGUCCGUGUAUCUCGCAUAGAGAGGAACUCGUCAAACCUGGAAUGGUCGUUCAUGAAUCGAACUGUGAAAAAUGUCAAUGUAUAAAUAAUUAUUAUACUUGUGACAAAUCCUCGUGUGUGGAGAAUGUAACGGAAAUUCCAAUGCACUGCGAUGAGGCGCAUUUUAUUCCUCUCGUUAAUGGUAGAAAUCCUUUACCCAGUGGAGCAUUUAAGUCCAGCAGCAUUUUGAGCGAAAAGUACAAACCAUCGUUUGCGAUAUUGAAUAAUAAAGUUUCUGAUCAUUCCGCUGGAAGUUGGUCUCCGAGGGAAAUGAACAGAAAUCAAUGGAUUUCGGUGGAAUUUCCUAAAGCGACAGCAAUUUAUGGAAUAAUUACUCAAGGAAGUCCGUUUUAUAAAGAAUUUGUCGAAUCGUUCUAUAUUUUCUAUUCGCCGGACGGAGAUAUUGAAAAUUUUAAACCAUUGAAGACGAGUCUAAAUACUCCUAAGCUAUUUAAAGGAACUCACAGUCCAAUUGUUACCAGUAAAUUUGUCUUUGAUGAUGCGAUUCUGGCAAAAAUUGUCAAAAUUAAACCUGAAAGUUGGUCAAAUGCAAUUUCGAUUCGAUUUGAACUUUUGGGUUGCCUCAAUCUUAGUGAAUCCACGUCACCGACCACUGAGAGAGAAACGACUUUAAUUGUAACGAGUACAGUCUCUCCGCCGAAAGUCUGUGAAAAGGAAAAUUAUAUUUGGUUGACGAAACUAGUGCCGAAAGAUUUUCUAUCAUACGCUGCGAGUAGUUCCAAAGGUUUAUCUCACAAACCUGAAAAUUCGGUUUUAAUGGACAAAUCGACGAAGGAUCCGUUAAAUCUAAAGAAUUGGCAACCACAAUAUCUUGACAAGAAACAAUGGCUGGAAAUUAAAUUAGCGAAACCAGAGGCACUUUAUGGAAUUAUUUUACAAGGAAGCUCGUCAGAUGAUAAAUACGUGACAAGCUAUCAUUUAAUGUACUCUGAAAAUGGUUUAGUGUUCUCGUAUAUAAUCGAUAAAAACGGAGAUCCAUUUGUUUUUCAAGGACCGAUUGAUAAAGUAAAACAGGUUCAGCAGAUUUUCAAUCAACCGAUUGAGGCUUCAUUUGUUCGGAUAGUUCCGCAAACGUGGCACAAAGGAAUCGCUAUCCGAGCACAAUUACUCGGCUGUAAUCACAAUAAAGAAAUAUCCGAGCCGACAAACAUAAUGGCAACUACCACUGAUACUAUUUUCAUUGGAACGGAAAUUCCUCCAGUCUGUAACGAUACAAUGGGUUUGGAUAAUGGAAUGAUGUCGGAUGAACAAAUAACUUCGUCGUCGUCUUACGAGAAAUUAUUGCCAAAUUUAAAAUUAUCAACUGUGGGAAUAUGGCGAGCAAAAUUGGACAAUUUGGAACAAUUUGUUCAAUUUGAUUUCUUGGAAGCGAAAAAUAUAACUGGUGUCGAUACUAAAGGAGCUGAUAAUAUUUGGACAACUGCCUAUAAAAUAUUCUACAGUAUCGAUGGUAAACAAUGGAAUCCAGUUGUUGACGAUUUUUCCAAUGAAAAACUAUUCUUGGCGAAUAUCGACGAUAUUUCUGUGAAAACAAAUUAUUUCACUCGUCCUUUAAAUGCGAGAUUCCUCAGAAUACAUCCCGUCAAGUGGCACAAUCACAUUGGUCUCAAAGCUGAAAUUCGAGGAUGUUUCGUACCAUAUGCUAUAGUGACAACUUCAAAACCACUCGAGAAAUUAGUGUCAAAACCGCCGGAUGUAAAUUGCAAUGUCUGUUCUGGAAUUAAUGUUUCAACGAAGGAAAAUUGUAAUUGUUCAAAUUCACUUUGGUGGGACGGAGAGAAUUGCGUUGUAAAUGACGAAUGUCCUUGUGUUGUUGGACACAUGCCAUACGCAGUUGGUUCGGUUUAUGAAACGGAAGAUUGUCAGGAGUGUCUGUGCACGAUGGGAGGCAUUCCAACUUGUCGUGAGAAAAUUUGUGAACCUUGCAAGGAACCACAUUUCCAAUCAAUCGUCACAGAAUUAUGUGGAUGUGUCUGUAAACCCUGUCCACCUGGCACUCGACUUUGUCCCACAAGUAAUGUUUGUAUCAAUGAAACAUCCUGGUGCAACGGAAUUCAAGAUUGUCCAGACGAUGAGAAAAAUUGUGCAGUUUCCACAACUUUGACGCCGUUGGCGACGACAAUUGCAGUGAAAACAACAAUUGCUCCUCAGGGUGAGUGUGAAAAACCAACGUGCCCACCGGGUUACAAAGUGGUUCAGAAAAAAAUAAGAAGACCCAAUAAAUAUACAAGCAGAUAUGCGGAAUAUCGAUAUGGACAAAGAGGCGGAAAUUCCGGAGUGAAGGGCACGAAGGGAGGAAAUUACGGAGUCAAGGGAGGAAUUAAAGGCGUUAAAGGGGGCAAUCGAGGAGUAAAAGACGAUAAUCGAGGAGUAAAAGGCGGAAAUAGCAAUUAUAGAGAGGAGAAAGAUAAAGAAUUAGAACAAGACAUCGAGUGUCCUCAAUUCUCCUGCAUUUCCAAUCGACCGCCACCCGAUUUCGAAGGACAAAAGCCGAAGACGUGUCCAAAAAUUGAAUGUCCGCCGAGUUAUGAAAUAAUUUUCGAAAAAAUGAGUAUGUACAAAUUUGAGGAUUGUCCACGAUAUACUUGUCGACCACCACCGCCAACCGAAGUCGACUGUAAAGUUAAUGGCCGAACUUUCAAUACUUUCGACAAUAUGGAAUACAAAUUUGAUAUCUGCAAUCAUAUUUUAGCGCGAGAUCGUUACGCCAAUCGUUGGUAUAUUUCAGUGGAGAAGAAGUGUUCAGGAAAUCAUCGACCUUGCGAAAGGGAUUUAGUAAUCGUUAUGGACAACGAUUUAUUUAUACUCUAUCCCGACAUGCAUACAAUGAUAAAUGAUUUUGCAUUCACUCCAACUCAGAUGAAACAAUUUAACGAUAAAAAUAGUGGAAUUUACCGAAUAUCGAGAGUUGGUGAUGUGUUGUACUUUAUAUCCUAUCGCUAUGGUUUCUGGGUGAUAUUCGAUUCAAACUCGAAUGUGAAAAUUGGAAUUUCUGUGAAAUUAUUCGGACAAGUUGACGGUUUGUGUGGAUUCUUCGAUGGAAAUUUAAAUAAUGAUAGACAAAAGCCAGAUGGAACGGAGGCUAAAGGAGCUUUGGAUUUUGGUAACAGUUGGAUUAUUGACGGUACACCGGAAUGUGAACUGCAGGUGUGUUCCAAAGACGUUCAGGAGAAAGCUUGGAAGAUGUGUAAUGCGGUGAAGGACCGUUCAAUGGCUGUUUGUUUCGGAGUUGUGAAUUUGGAUCAAUUUGUUUCUCGCUGUUUGGAAACUGCUUGCACUUGUUUGCAGAGUAAUUCGACUUUCGACGAUUGCCGAUGUCGAAUAAUGACCUCAUUUGUCACGGAGUGCCAAGCCAGUGAUCAGGACAUUGAUCUCUCCAAUUGGCGAAAUAUUCAUAAUUGCCAAAUUGAUUGCAGAGCUCCACUUGUUCACCAUGAUUGUUUCAGACACAAGUGCGAGAUUUGUUGUAAUACUUUACAAGAAGUAGAUCCGUGUCCAAAAAUGAAGGGCGUUUGUUUCUCCGGUUGCUUUUGCCCUGCGGGAAUGGUUCGAAAUGGUGAGGACUGUGUGCAUCCAACCGAAUGCAGAGAUUGCAUUUGUGACGGAUUUGGUAACACAAAAUUCGUCACUUUCGACAGAAAGAAUUUUGUUUUCGAUGGCAAUUGUACUUUUGUUCUGUCACGCGACGCUGUUAAUAGUGUUAAAAAAGAACCUAGUAGCCACACUUAUCAGAUUCUUGUCACGAAACAGCCUUGCGAUUCUGGUGUUUGUACAGAAUCAAUUACCGUUCUGUACCAAUCUCACGUGAUACAGAUUAAAAAGGAUCUGAACCUGAAGCAGUUCCUAAUUUUUAUUGACGAAACACUGAUUAAUGAUUUACCUUACAAUGCACUGGGACUGAAUUUGAAGAAAUCGCUGGCAAACGACGUGACUUUGUUAAUUCCAGCAAUUCAGUUGGAAGUCGUUUGCAUCGAGCACGAUUUUGCUUUUACAAUCAGACUGCCGUCGCAAACUUUUGGAGGUGCAAUGGAGGGUCUCUGUGGUGAUUGCAAUGGAAAUCAGGACGACGAUUUCAAACAGCAAAAUGGAAAUAUAACAGAAGACGUCACGGAAUUUGGAUUAAGUUGGAAGGCAACGAAUUUGCCACCGAGUUUGAAGAUCAAUGACGAUCAUUGUAUAAGUAAACAGAAGAAAUGUUCGCAAUCUCCCGAGAACAGUUCGUGUAAAAAACUUUUAGAUUCAUUGGAAUUUGGACAGUGUCAUCGCCUCGUGGAUCCAGAACCAUUUUUAAUAUCUUGUGAGGAGACUUUCUGUAAUAACGGAGAUAUUUGUAAUGAUCUCGAAGCUUACGCAAGAACUUGUAAUCAUGCCGGGGUUUGUCCGAAAUGGAGAAGUAAAGAUUUGUGUCCAUAUUCGUGUCCUUCUGACUUGGAGUACAGACCGUGUGGGAACUUAUGUGUCGAGACUUGCGAAAGUAUAAGCUCGUUGGAACCGAAAAAAUGCCCCAAUGAAUUAUCUGAAGGUUGUUACUGUCCGGAGAAUGAGGUGAUGCACAAUGGAACCUGUAUUUCGAGACGAAAAUGUCUAAGUUGCGAUGACGAGGGACAUGUUGAGGGUGAUGUCUGGUAUCCGGAUAAAUGCACUAAAUGCACUUGCAAUAAGAAAGCUGUCACCUGCCAGAAAACCGAAUGCGUUACAACAGUUUGUCAAGAGAAUUACGUGUCCACUUUAGUUCCAGGAUCACAAAAUGAAUGUUGCUCGAAAUAUAUUUGCGUUCCAAACAAAGGUUCUAAUUUGUGUGAAGAACCACAAAAACCAACCUGUGGCUUUGGACAGAUUUUAAAAACGAGCGUAACUCCUGCUGGAUGUCAGAAAUUUAUUUGCGAAUGUCAACCAAAGGAGCAGUGUCCAGAUUUGAGUGAUAUAAUUUUAUUCGACGAUGAAUUAGAAGUUGGUUUUGUGCGUAUUUUAGACGACUCUGGUUGUUGUCCGCAACCGUCUAAAAUGUGCAAACCGGAAACAUGUCCACAAUUUAAGGAGUGUCCAAAAUAUUUUAAAUCCGUUGAACAAAAAGGGUCUUGCUGUAAUUUACACCAAUGUGUACCGCCUGAGGACUUAUGUUUGGUUUUCGAUUCAAAUGCAAAUUCAUCUGUGGAAAGCAUUACGCCAAAGAAAAUUGGAGAGAAAUGGAGAGAUGGAAAAUGUACGACAUGUUCGUGUGAUAUUGUAAAUUACAAGCCCAUGCCACAAUGCAUGACGAAGGAAUGUCCGAAAAUUCAGGAUCACCCAGACGUCAAUGAAUUCGUCCUUGAGGAAGUUAUUCUUCCAUACGAAUGUUGUCCUGUCUAUCAAAAAACUGCAUGUAAAGAUAAUAAUCAAGUUUACAAAGAUGGAGAAAAAUGGACACCAAAUCCACAGGAUGUUUGCGUCCUGAAAAAAUGUUCCAAUGGAAUAAAUGGACUGCAGAAGGAAAUCGUGAAGCAAGAAUGUAAUACAGUUUGUGACAAAGGAUAUGAAUAUCGACCAUCAUCGAAUACCAGUAUUUCCUGUUGUGGCGAAUGUGUCGGAAUUGCGUGUGUCAUUAAUGACGAUCUAAAAAAUAUUGGAGACAAUUGGCAAUCCGAUGAUCAUUGUGUUAAUUACACUUGUCAUUUGGAAAAUGGUUCUCCUCAAUUGAAAGCAUUCACUGAAAGCUGUAAAGACAUAGAUCCCUUCGAUGAGGAGAAUUUCGUUUUGGAAAGACAACCGAUUCCUGGAAAAUGUUGUCCAGAAAUAAUAAAAACAGCAUGUAGAUACGAAGGAAAAAUUUAUAAACCCGGAGAAAAAUGGAAAUCGCUAAAUGACAAUUGCACAAAUUUCGAGUGUGUUAGUCAACAUAAUCAGUUCUUAGUCACCAACAGUCCGAUGGUUUGUCCAGAAUUAAUAAAUUGUCCUAAAGAAUUUAUUUACAUUGAUGGAUGUUGCAAUAAAUGUAACACUUCUUCUCUUAAUAUUGAAAAAAUGUGUAUGGUGGAUGUAAUAGAUUUAAAUGCAACAAUUGGAAUCGUUGUCGAAAAACGAGGCUUUCAAUACUGCAAAAAUCUGAAACCACUUAAAGGCCUUACAGAAUGUCGUGGUUCCUGUUCAUCGUCAACGCGUUUUGAUCAAGUGACUUGGGGUCAAGAAAUCAAUUGUCGAUGUUGUUUGCCAACAAAUUACCAGCCACUUAUUGUCGAAUUAUCAUGUGAGGACGGAAAAACUUUUAGAAAGCAAAUAAUGACUCCCACAACCUGUUCUUGUGACAGUGCAAAAACACAAACUAAAAAUCGUAAGAUUGGAACCAAAGGAUAAUGUGAUUUAACAGAGUAUAAACUAGUUAUUUAAUACUUAAAGUAAAAUAAUAAAUAUUAAUAUAAAAGUAUAAACAUACUGUGGAUAUUUAAAACAAAAUAUUAAUAAAACGGACAAAAAUUUAGUUACCUUAA